Messenger RNA from Symbiodinium sp. CCMP2592, 1074 nucleotides. Lineage: Eukaryota; Dinophyceae; Suessiales; Symbiodiniaceae. The record is from the annotation of a GenBank genome assembly.
AUGGCCAGCUCCAGCAUUGACUCGCGACCUCCAUUUUCUUGGCCGCAAGUGGCGGCGGUGGCUCGUCGAUUUGGUGAUUUUCAGCUUGAGAAGUCGUUGCCUUCGGAACGUGACCUAAACUUUUUGCUCAGGUCAGCCGAUGCUAAGGGCGACCUCAUCGUUUUCAAGGUGCACAACCCAGAGGACUCGCGAGAUUUCGUCGAGUGCCAGUGCCUCGCUUUGGAGUAUGCGACGGCACGAGGUGCGAGCUGCCAGCAUCUGUUACGAUCUCAAGACACAGGUGAGGCUCUGUUGGCAAUGGAUUUACCAGAAGGAGAAGGCAAGCGAUGCUUCUGCAGAGCUUUGUCCUUUUUGCCUGGGCAGAUGCUCGCGGACGCUGCCGCAGACGCUGCCGCCGAGGGCUCUGGCAAGCUGGCUUCGCUGUUUGCAGCUGUUGGGGAGGCUGUUGGAAGCGUCACGGCGGCCUUGCAGGAGUUUCAGCAUGCCGCCGCAACUCGUGAGUUUGUAUGGGAUCUGCAGCGAUGCUUUGAAGUAGUCGAGUCGCACAUCGGUGACGUCAAGGAGGGGCAUCAGCAGGAUCUGGUCCGACGGGUACUGGAUGCCCAGCGAUUAAAACUGACAUCCUUGCUGCCGAAGCUUCGGCGAUCUAUCGUCCACAACGACCCGAACGACUACAACCUCGUCGUUGGGAUUGAUGGUCGGGUUGGCGUACUGGACUUCGGAGACAUGCUGUACAGUUACACGUGCUCGGAUGCGGCGAUUGGCAUGGCAUAUCUUUUCUUUCAUGUGCCUGAACAUACUCCACUUGCAGAAGGCGUGCGGCCGUUCGUUGAGGCAUAUCAUCAGAAGUGUCCCCUCGAAGAGGCCGAAGCCGAUGCACUCUUUGCGCUGGCCGUCUGUCGUGUUUGCACCUCUGUCUGCAUGUCUGCAUACCAGAGCAGACUUGAUCCCGGCAAUGAGUAUCUGCUCAUAAGCGCGAAACCUGCCUGGAGAUUGCUGGAGAGAGUGGACACGUUCCCGGGUGAUGCUGCCAAGGUCGGGUUGCGAGAAGCAUGCGGUUUCCAGGCAGCUUGA